This is a messenger RNA of Paramuricea clavata, 1334 nucleotides long. NCBI's taxonomy places the organism in Eukaryota, Metazoa, Cnidaria, Anthozoa, Malacalcyonacea, Plexauridae. The record is from the annotation of a GenBank genome assembly.
AUGAAUAACGAACGUGAAAAGAAGCAGCUGCUAGAAGUGUACCUUAACAAUGGACGCUCUUUUAAAAAGACCGGCCAGUUUAAACAGGCAAUUGAAAAGUUUCAAGAAGCUUUGAAAUUGGCUAAGGAACUGAAAGACGAAAAACAAUUAACCAAUGUAAAUAUUAGUUUAGGACAUGCUUAUACAUUAAACAAUCAGAUUCAAACGGCAAGUCAGCACUUUGGAAAAGCCGUGGAAAUCGCAAAAGUACGAGGAUAUAAACAAGAGGAAACAAACGCAUAUCUUGGGUUAGGAGAUGUUUAUAGCUUAAGCAAUCAGAUUCAAAAGGUAGUUCAGCACUAUGAAAAAGCUUUGGAAAUUGCAAUAGAACGAGGAUAUAAACGAGAAGAAAUAAACGCAUACCUUGGGCUAGGAGAUGCUUAUAUAUUAAGCAAUCAGAUUCAAAAGGCAGUUCAGCACUUAUGAAAAAGCUUUGGAAAUUGCAAUAGAACGAGGAUCUAAACAAGAGGAAACAAACGCAUACCAAGGGUUAGGAGCUAGAUGCUUAUAGAUUAAGCAAUCAGAUUCAAAAGGCGGUUCAGCACUAUGAAAAAGUCUUGGAAAUUGCAAUAGAACGAGGAUCUAAACAAAAGGAAACAAACGCAUACCUUGGGUUAGGAGAUGCUUAUAGAUUAAGCAAUCAGAUUCAAAAGGCAAUUCAGCACUAUGAAAAAGCCUUGGAAAUCGCAAUAGAACGAGGAUAUAAACAAGAGGAAACAAACGCAUACCUUCGGUUAGGAGAUGCUUAUAGAUUAAGUAAUCAGAUUCAAAAGGCAGUUCAGCACUAUGAAAAAGCCUUGGAAAUCGCAAUAGAACGAGGAUCUAAACAAGAGGAAACAAACGCAUAUCUUGGGUUAGGAGAUGUUUAUAGAUUAAGCAAUCAGAUUGAAAAGGUAGUUCAGCACUAUGAAAAGGCUUUGGAAAUUGCAAUAGAACGAGGAUAUAAACGAGAAGAAAUAAACGCAUACCUUGGGCUAGGAGAUGCUUAUAUAUUAAGCAAUCAGAUUCAAAAGACAGUUCAGCACUAUGAAAAAGCUUUGGAAAUUGCAAUAGAACGAGGAUCUAAAGAAGAGGAAACAAACGCAUACCUUCGGUUAGGAGAUGCUCAUAGAUUAAACAAUCAGAUUCAAAAGGCAGUUCAGCACUACGAAAAAGCCUUGGAAAUUGCAAUAGAACAAGGAUAUAAACAAGAAGAAACAAACGCAUGCCUUGGGGUAGGAGAUGCUUAUAGAUUAAGCAAUCAGACUCAAAAGGCAGUUCAACACAAUCAUGAAAAAGCCUUGGAAAUUGCAUAG